Amoebophrya sp. A25 is the source of this 5731-nucleotide messenger RNA. The record is from the annotation of a GenBank genome assembly. Lineage: Eukaryota; Dinophyceae; Syndiniales; Amoebophryaceae.
GAGACUGAUUGUUUCUGUUGUUCGGCGACUGUGAGAUCGAUGUGUAGUUCAUCUUUAUCCUUUCUUUUUCUCCCAGUGCGAAGCUGACCGUGUUUGUCUUGCAAGAGUGCUGCGGUUCGUGAGAGAGGUGCCGACUCGUGACACGAAAUAAGAUGAAAUUUGUACCUAGGUAAUAAGAAAUGAUGCGCAUUUCCUUGAUGUUGGAAGUAGACCGCAGAAUUUCAUUAUUUUCGUUUUCCACGAUUGAUCCUACCUUAUCACCAUCACGCACAGGGUGAGCCAAGGGAGCUCGGCGCUUAGUUGUGUAUCCUUUGCCCCAACAAACCUCUCGUCGAUCUCGAACGACACGCAUUUAUGAUAAAGUCUAUGGCGCCGUUGCAGCAUGAUAACUAAUGUCGAGGCGGUACAAAAAAUGAACAUUCGGGUGGAGAUGACUCUGGUACUUACAAACGCAGAAAAAUAUGAUCUCCACUUUAGGUUAUUGUUGUUGACUUGCAACGGCGUGAAUGUCAGCAAUUAUUUAGUAUUACCAAGUUUUUAGAGGCUGUGGUGUAGUAAAGGGCGUGAUAUAGAUAGACAACAUCACUUUCUGCCACUAAUUUUUUUUUUCUGACUGGCUAUGUACUGGCUAUGUAAGUCUUGUCUACUCUAGUUAGAAUCUCUUAGCAGCUAUUUGUUUUUGUUCAUGCAGGUAGCUGGAUAGACAUGAUAGAAGACUUUGAAUUAUUUCCUAUUAUUUGUUCCCUUUUUGUGCCGAAACUGAUACAACUAGUUUUCACUUCAUCUAUGUCGUAAUGAAUGUAUUCUCUUGGGGGAGAUUUUUUCCUGGAAAGAACUACAACAACAUCUCGUGUUCAGCUGAAAUUGAUUUGGAGUAGAUGAUGAAAAAGAAUGGACGCCGAAAGCCAAAUUAGGCUGUCUUCUGACGAAUUGCCCGUCUGCGGCACGGUUUUGCAGGGAUCGCGCGAGACGACAGACGGGUUCGUCGACCUCCAUGGUGGGAAGUCGGAGAUUCCACGGCUCAGCCGAGCCGCAAAUAUUGCGGAGCUGGCUGACACGGUGCAGGUGAAGCUCCGUAGACUCGACGAUAAUCAUGCUGCAGUAGACAGCUUUUACGCAGGUGGUGGAGUUAGUGCUCGCAAAGUUUUACCUUCGCCCUCGUCAGGCAAGACACCUGGCGUUGGUUCUCCGUUGCAACGGAAUAAUGGGAGCAUCUACAAGAGUGCCAAAACGGGAGGAGGUUUUUUAACAUCUUCAAUCGGGCGAAGCAAAUCUUCGAAUAAGAAUUUGGGUCCGAACUACAACAAGAACAAUGAUGAGGAUUCUUCCGAUCGGCAAUCCGGUGGCACGCGAGGACACAGUAGCACUAGCGAGGAGGAGCUGGAGCAAGUUCGAGGGAGCAGCACUCCCGAAAAAACCGAAGAGGAUCCCGAAGAGGAUCACCCACGACCAGCGGCAGUUGAAGUAGGUGACGACUCUUACUUUGGAGGUGCUGCUGCUGAAAGGUCCUCUCUUUUGCGCAAACGAACAAGAGGAGGCUCUUCACCUGAUGAUGAAGACGGCAUUGUAAAGAAGCCCUCCGCUACUUCAGCAAGUGGGUCUUCUUUACUAAACAACAAAGGAUCCUCGGCUUUCACGUCGGGUGCACUUGGCCGAGUCGUCAAUGAUCGACCUGUUUUGGCUUUCUCACCAAGCGAUACGGAGUUGAGCCGUCCUGUCACUAUUGAUUCGAGUGUGCCUGAGAAUUUCGCGGAAAGGCUGCAGCGCGAUGAGGCAGAGGCGACACGCUUAGCUGAGGAGAGAAAGCGGACGGCAGCGGCUAAGCUUCUGCAAAAUUUGAAAGGUACUGGAGACUUGUUGAAAAGCAGUAAGGAUUCAGCUGCGGAAGCCACGUUUUCUGAUUCAACUAAUUUAACAAGUGCAGCGUCCGGAACAACUAAAAGAACAAGACGUGGUGGCGAUGAAGAGGGUGGUGAAGGUGAAGAUAGUUCAUCAACGUCCUCGAAAGAUGGAAAGGAGUUGCCGCCAGACAUGCAGAUGGUUGAUUUUGCCGAUAUUCAAGGUUUUGAGGGCUCCAAUGGGGAAGAGCCGGCCAAAAUAGGUUUAGAGCAUGCGAUUGAGAAGGUCAUUUUGUCUCUUCUCUCUCCUGCGAUUCAUGGUCUGCAAUCAAUUGGGAUCCCCUCUGCGCAACGACGUGCCGAAGAGCUCCUGCAUGCGGUUAGCGAUGGUUCUGCACAUGCAGCGCCAGAGCUGGACCGAACGGAAAUUUGUGUCCGCCAAAUCAUCGCGGGAAGCGAGAACAAAGCUUCACGCGUGUUGCUGGACUUCUUCCUAGACAUGAUACCGUUUUUAGGUUGCCCUACGAUUUUGAUCAAGAACACGUGGGCAGAAUUGCGCGGUAUUGCGAUCAUCGCGGCGCUCUACGGCCAUGAUUUGAACCAGCCGCGUGUGCAACACGAGAUCCUCUGCUGCCUGGUACCGCACGCACCCCCAGACACGUUGAACACGAGUGCAGAUGGUACCUCAGUUUUGCUUACAGACACAGCGUCCAAAGUGGCGAAAGCCAUGAUCAAAAACGCGCUCGAGCGAGCUACGGGGUUGCGCGUGGCUGUGGAUGUAGUGGAGCUUGCGACCAUUUUGUACAAUCUCUACACCCCAAACAGUACGGGUAAGGACGGCUUGCAGAAAAACGGGAGAGUUGUCGAAGACGAGUCCGGUUUUGUUCAUGUUUCUACCACCCCGACAGCCACUGCGCGCCAGUAUUUUCGUCCCAAGAUGCUCACGCAGGUGAACCACAUCUACGUUCCUCUGUUGCUGCUAGGGUGCAUCGCGAAUCAAGUGGCGGCCAUGCUCUACUUCCUCUACAGCUCCUCGUGGUGGAUCGUUCUUCCUCUACUCUCUGCCGUCGCGGGAAUCACUUACUAUGCUUUGAUGGUCCGGUUCGACGACUUGAGCUACUUCGUGCAAACGGUGCCUGGUUGGUACCUCACAACCGCCGUUUUUGGCGUGCACGCAUUGCUACCGAUGUUUUCGGCCUUCAGUUCCAUGCAGAUGGUGGUACCCUUUGUUUUGAGAGCCGUAGAUCCAUCGGAGCGGGGCGCCCAUUUCGAAGAACUCUCCAUUUUCCUGCUGGGCUGCGCAAAUUUCCUGCAUCUGCUGCUGAAAAAACUAAACUUCGCAAAUCUGCAACCAGUGGAGCGGUUCGUUCAGAGGUACUCUAACCUACCUGUUUGAUUAAGAGGAUGUUUUUAGCAAGCCAAGGAUCGCAUUCGGAGGCCAGACGUCAGCACAUCCAUAGCACUAGGCCUGAAUGAUGGAGAUUGAAAAUCUGAAUGUAUUAAUGCUCACCUACGCCUACGUUCUUUUUCUCCUUAUUUCUACAACUUGCUUUGUGUUUUUCAUCAGGUGGCGUUUUCUUGGCGGUGGUCUGUUCCGGAAUCAAGAUCGCAAAGCUGUGGUCCUAGACAGUCAUGAGAUGUUGAAACGCAUUGUGAACGCAAUGCUGGUCGCCAGACGUGGAUUUCUCGUCGGGUGCGGCUGUGUUUGCGCUAUCUACAGCAUCAUUUGGCUCGAGUUCUUUGGCGGCAUGAUUUUUCUCGGAUCAAACUUACGGGGCUUGAUGCUCGGCAAUGUUUUGCUACAAAAUCGUCGUGGAACUGUGGACCUAGCGCAGCUGGGUCUCGGCGAAAUGCAGAUAGUGGCGAACCAUGGAAAUAUCACGGACGGCGUUUCUUACAACAACUCAUCCUUAGCAGACCUGUUGGACAUUGGAGGACAACACCAGGACGACGGCAUUGCACUCAAGCAAGAAAUUCGAGAUGCCCUGGACACUAACGGGGCUGAAGCUGCGGCCACGCGAACUAAGCAGGCAAGUACAACUCCUGGGGAUGGUGUAAAUAGUGGUGCAGCGGCUGAUAGUACCCAAGAGCAACAGGCGCAGCAGGGUCAACAACAAGACCAAGCAUCAGCAACGUCUUCAGGCACCGACACAACAACAGUAGCUCCUUCCGGCGAACAACGCAAUGAUGAUGCUACAUCAGCACAGCAACAGAUUUCUACUGUGCAGAGUGUCGGUGUGGGUCUAGCAGAGCAGCAAGGCAGUGUGCAAGAGUUUUUUGAAAAUUUGAGCACGAAAACGGGCAUCGAGAAGGAGAGCAUUUUGCUGAUGACCGACGCCGCUACGUCUCACACGAUGACGCUGCAAGAGCUGGAGGACGAAUUCAUUGUGUGGCACUUCCUACUCGGUUCCCGACUUCUACUGCUAGCGGCUCUCGCCGCAUGGUGCCAGCACCACGUGGCUGACGUCCUGAGGAAACGCGAGGUCUUGUUGAAACUCGUUGGAGCGGAACGGAUAAUGGCGAACUCUCUCUGCUUGCUUCUCAACGGUGUCGCAAUAAUAAGUGGCACGCACAUCACCAACUUAACUCUGGCGGACUUCCUCGAGAAAAUAUCACCCCCGGCCAUCGUCUGCUGUGCAAUCGUUGCAGCCAGGUACUGACUGCGUUCCUGCUUCACAGUCAUUGCUAGAAGUGAUGAUAGUUGGGCGUUCUUGUGUCAGAUUUUAUCAAUCUAUGCGAUCGCGAUAAUGGCGCUUUUUUUUUGAAAAUGACUCCGUCAUCAAGGAUACACUUUCACUCUUACUUCGUUCUACCACAAUCAGGUCUCGCGCACUGUUGCUUGGGUUUUGUCUAUCGUUGUUUCCUGCGGUCGAAAGCUGGAUUCUUCCCAUUUUCAACUAUAGUGGAAGCUUUGUUAGUGGCGCUAUUCUUUCCGGCUGGGCAUUUUCCAUUCUGGGCCGCGAGUAUCUUAAGCAUGGACGAAAUAUGGAGCCAAGUUAUGCCUACAGGCUUGCGUAUCUCAUGCCAGGAGAUGUAUCUGACCGAACAGUCGCCUUCCUAGAUGACGUAGUCAGUAGAGUCCGAAAUCGUACGAUGCAGUGGGCUGCGGUGAACUUCCUGGAAAAAGUCUUCCGAUUUUUUCUCGGCAGGCGGAUUCAGGCAGCCUGAGUUCGUGCCGGAUAUUUGAUAUUUUGGCUCCAUUGAUUCGUUCGUCCUCGAGGCACUCGCUUUCUAGGAUGAACAGCCGCGGCCUUGUGAUGAGCAGAGAGUCCGUCAGCUUCAACGACUUACCCGUCAUUGAAUGAUAUUCCUUCGCGUAAAGUUCAUCUACCCUUUUUGGAGGUUUUAAAGAAUCUGUAUCGUUCGUCUGAAGGUGACAGCUCGGCGUCGUAACCACGACGGACUCAUGCGCAGAGAAUUCGCCUUGCUUUUUGAUUCUUUGAAACAAGUAGUUCGUCCGACCCCCAGGAAAGCAGAACGAUGGAUAAGUAUCCUUGUGUAAAUAAAUUUUUUUCUGGUACUUCGUUGGACAUGUACCUACCCGCUUGAUAUCAAAAUAUCGAUCCCCAUUCACCAUACCCCCAUAACUUUUGCCCUUUUGGAAAAAGUGUAUAGUCAUUGUUUUUUCUACCGAUUCUCACUGCCACAGAGAGUGAGAUGUUGUGAGCAGGAAAGAUAGAAAAAGACCCUCUGGUCAUACACAUGUUUUGCUGGCAAGAUGAACGCAAAAAGAGAAGCUCAAUCAAUGGUCGAAGGUGCUAGCACAAAAGAUAAUAAUCUUGGCUGUGGCUUCGCCUUUGCUUGUAAUUCGUGAAAGCAAUUGUUCUUCGAGUCUAGCACUUUUGUUCUUGUUCGUUGCAAGAUCUUCUACUUCGUCGAAAAUGUUGAGCAUU